Sesamum indicum (sesame) is the source of this 975-nucleotide messenger RNA. RefSeq lists its product as uncharacterized. NCBI's taxonomy places the organism in Eukaryota, Viridiplantae, Streptophyta, Magnoliopsida, Lamiales, Pedaliaceae. The record is from RefSeq and is a predicted model, not a curated record. Gene Ontology annotation, molecular function: nucleic acid binding; zinc ion binding.
AUGGCUGAGGACACAAAUGCCCUCAAGGUACAGCCUAGCGACAAUCCAGGCUUGGUCCUGGUUACUACACUCUUGGAUGGGACUAAUUUUCUAUCCUGGAGCAGAUCGAUAAAACUUGGCCUAAGGACAAAAAUGAAACUAAGUUUCAUUAGUGCAGAUAUAAAGAAACCUGAAGAAAAUACAAAGGAGAUGGAACAAUGGGACAGAACGGAUUCUAUGGUUACAUCAUGGAUCUUGAACUCUAUUUCACGGGAAAUAGUAGAAAGCUUUAUGUACACUAAUUCAGCAAGGGAAUUAUGGGUCGAAUUGGAGAAUAGAUUCGAACAAAGCAAUGGCCCGUUAGAAUAUCGGCUGAAGAAGGAGCUUGGGGCACUCACACAAGGUUCUUUAACUCUUUCAAACUACUUUGGAAAACUCAAGAAAUUGUGGGACGAAUUGGCGUGCAUCACUUACACGCCAAAGUGUACUUGUGGGGCAGCAAAGGAGACUUCAGAAAUCGAAGAACAUGAUCAAACCAUUCAAUUCCUUAUGGGAUUGAAUGAUGUCUAUGACCAUGUGAGGAAUCAUAUCCUCAUAAUGGAACCUAUACCAGCAGCAUAUAAGAAGCCAGAAUUUCAGAAAAGUCUCCAAAAGAACAGAAACCUCCAAGACAAAAGGCAACUAAUAUGCAAAGAAUGUGGGAAAUCAGGCCAUUUAAAGGAGGCAUGCUUUGAAAUUCAUGGCUAUCCCGAAUGGUACAAGGCCCUGAUGGAACAAAGGAAAUGGAAUGCAAGCACAACCAACAAGGCAGUAGCAACUAUUGAAAUGAAGGGCACUGGUAACAAUGCUGUUGAUGAACAGACAAUUGCAAGAAUGUUCAGAAAUGUAUUCCACAAAUUUCUUGGAGGGUUGAAGCCACAGACAUCACACUUGAAGGAUGAAGACAGAUAUGAUUUCUCAGGUAUAACUUCACACUUGGGAAAUCAGGCCAUUUAA